AUGUUCCGUGCGGCUGGGAUAAAGAACUUUGGUAAAGCGGGAACCAGCUGGCACUUUGGUCGGACGAUGGACGAGCUGGUUCAUGACCUGGUGUCGGCACUGGAGGAGAGUUCAGAGCAGGCUCGUGGUGGCGGAUGCAGUGCCAGCCUUGACCUCGCCCUGCCUGCAGGAAGGCCACUCAAACGGCACGCUCGUAAGCGCUGGGGCAGGAAGCGGCGAUCGGAAAACAGCACCAGAACUGCACCGUGCCACACCCUGUCUCACACGAGCCAUGCCUCGGACUCCAGCAUGGACGAACACAGAGAAACACGCCUCUCCUCCAGCUCCAACGCUAAUGCUAACCACAGUGACUCAGACGAACAGCUUGGUGCCAAACGGGGCAAACGGCCUCAAUGGCACGAGGACCUUGUGGGCAUCGUAGAUGCCAACCGGAGUUUACGCAGGCGGCGCAAAGUAAAGCGCAUGGCCAUCGAUCCGCCGCCGGAGUUCUCUACCAAACCAGCUGGGGUCAGUGGGGAAGAAGCAGGGGUGAACAUGGAAGAGGGGAAAGUGAACGACACAGUAAACAAGGGAAGGGUGAAGAUAAGGAAGCUGGCGCUGGCACACCGGCUGGCGCUGGAUGCCACAGAUGAGGGUGUGGUCGUGGAGAGUGAGGAGGCGGGGCUAUCGGGGAAGGAGAAAAUGGACUUUGAGGAGCACAAGGGCACGGAUGAAGACAUGAGUGACAGUGAAACCAGCAGUGUGAGCAACAGUAGUGAUGGAGGUCUGUUCACCAAUGAUGAAGGAAGACAAGGUGACGAUGAACAAAGUGAUUGGUUUUAUGAAGGAGAGGUGGGCGGAGCUUGUGGGAUUGCUGGUGUGGUUCCAUGGUGGGACAGAGAUUCUAACGAGCUGGAUCUUAACGACCCUGUGUUUAAUAGCAUCCUUACCGGGGCCUUUCCACUCAUGUCCCAGGGAGCACAGCGAGGGUUUCAGGCCAGGUUGGCUCGGCAGGCGUCUCUGCAGCAGUCUCAGGGUUCCUCUCAGGUGGCGGGAUGUGCUGAGAGAUUGCCUCGAAUAUCCCACGAACCUCACGCUCACGAGCCCUGGUUUGGUCCUGGUUCAAGACGUGAUCAGUGCCACUGGGAUUCCAGAGCUGACCGAGGGCACCGGAGAAGCUGCUCGCUAAAGACUGCUAGCAGGCAGACAAGUGGUCACCUGGGCUCAUUGUGUACUGGGGAUGUCAAAAGAAGGCGGAAAGCUGCACCUUUAGGUGCUCCCUUGUCCACAGGUGUAGUAGGAGAGGGCGUACCGCCCAUCCCAGAUACAAAUGUUGGCAACCGGAUGCUUCAGAGCAUGGGCUGGUGCCCGGGCAUGGGCCUGGGCCCUGAGGGCCGGGGUAUCACUGAGCCAAUCCGGUCCACACAGAGGCCCAAGAAUGCCGGGCUUGGCUUUAACUGAGACAAAGACUCUGAGAGUGUUAGAACCAUGUUAAAGAGACCUAGAGACUCGGAGCCGCCUGUUGUAAAGGCGUUGUCUCCCAGCAGGGGGCAGCAGUAAGUCGGAGACGGCCAAUGCACUAAUGGAAAGAUGAUACUGGACUAGAAAUAUGAAUAGAACCGGCCACAAGAACCAGGAACAGGCAAAUGUUCCAGUGGAGUAUUCCUUCUGCACACCCCCACCCAGCCACAGUGUCAUAUCUGUAUGCCAACUAAGGUUCAUUGUACUGUUUUGUGUUUUUAAUCAAGUCUAUUCGCCACUUACACAGGCUGUGUUCCAAUUCGAGUAGGCUGCCAAAUCUUAGUUUUUUCUGAGUACAGACCUGCUGCGUAACUACAUGUAAACCUGUUUGCUUAAAUCAGGGGGUUUUAACCUGUUUGGACUGGUGCCCACUUUGCUCGGCUCCUUCAAACAUCUGUCAAAUUUGAAUCUUGGCUUUUUAAUGGGAUAAUAGGAAUAAACGAGCCCUUGAAAAAGCCCAGUAAUAUAACCACCAUUACACAUGUUAUGCAUGCUAAUGCAUUUCAUGAAUACAGUUUUCAAUAGACAUUUGAGUUUCUGUUCACUCAUCAUAUGAUUUGUGAUCAUGUCCGAGUCGCAGCUUGUCAUAAAUCUUUGAGCUUGUGUUUGUGUCGAAUAUAUUCAGGCUGCUUCGUUCAUUACCUGGUUGAUGUUUUUUGAGAUGGUUUCUGCAUACGUUCGGCCAUCAUGUCCUAAAACAUUCUUUUGAGAUGAGCCAGAACAUUAGGAACACCCAUUUAAUAUGCUUUCAAAACAGCUCAGAUCAGAUGGCCAGUUCCAUUUCUGCCUGCUCAUUAUAGAGGCCUUUAACAGUGGACAUGAGUUAGCAUGAGCUCACAUGAAAACAUCUCAUCACAAAGAUUAAAAUGUUCUCCAAGAUGGUCUGUUGGUCCGUACCGGACAUCAUAACUUUCAUCUCCUCUGGCAUCAAUAGCUUGUUGCUGCCUGUGAGCCAGCCUUGUUAUUUUGAGAUACUUCAAUCCAAGUUUUUGUGCUGCUCAUAUUUGCUCUUAGCCCGUAAACUAGGAGCAACUACAAUUAUCCCAAAUGACAUUUAACAGAUCUCUCACCCUCACGUGCGCCGUCCAAGCCCAUUUUGGAGGGGUGGUCCUAAUGUUUUGGCUGAUAGUCUGGAUUGUUUUUUGCCGGAAAAAUGUCUUUGCCAAGUUUUUCAUUUAAACAUUAUGGCAUGUUUUGGUCCCGAAUCGACAGGUAAAAAACACGGCUUGACACACAGAGAAAGCUGCGCUAUGAUUCUUCCAUUUAUUGGCCUGCAUGUUGGCAAAGUAUUAAUAAAAUAGAAGAUGCAUCCAAUUCAGCAGCUCUGUUCAGUGGACACCUAAACGAGACGCUUGUCUGUAAAAUGCAGUCCAGAUAUUUUUGCCGCUUGUACUAUUGGAUAUAUAGGGCAGGGUUCUCUGCAGUUUUAGUCUUCUUUAGUCUGCUAAAUGAACUGUAGACUUGGCCACUCCACUGGUUGAAACCCCCUGACUUAACUGAGCUUCGGCACGACUAAAAUUAAAUAUGAAGGCUCGCCUCAAUCAUUUCACUCCUGUACGUCUGACCAGUGUUGUAAGGCUGUGAAAGACCUGCCUUGUCAAACCAGUUUUUUUAAAUAUCUGUUAGGUUUUUAAAUGAGAAGGCAGCCAAGUGGGGCAGCCAGUGUGUGCUUGAGUGACCCUGGUUAUGCAAAAUGCUGUAGCCUUGUCAUAACUUUCGUCUUGAUGUUGGUAUCUGUAUCUGUCAGGGUUGCCAGAUUUGUGGUUCAACGGGUUUAGUCCCACAAUCUAGAGAGAUGAUGUUUUAAGAUUUAUUUCAUGGUCUUUUUGUUUUAUUUAAAUAUGGACGAUUUUUUUUUAAAUGAAGAAAUGGCUACAUCUGAAAACUGGUCUGCUCUGGAUCUGUACAGGCCAAUGAGGUGCCCAUGAGAAUUUGCUAAUUGGUAAAUCGUUUUUACUUUUGUUUGCUUUUGCCUUGGCCUGCACUGCCCAAAAUCAGCCCACAGUAGGUCCACGCAAGCCCCAUCUGAGGUCUGCCUGAUGUUGGCCAGUGGGGACAUGUUUGCUCAAAAAGCAUAUAGUCCAUAAACUUGCAUGAACUUGCAACAUUUAGGUUUUUAGCCUGAUGAUGGUUUGAUAAAUGUAGGAGGGACCCUAGAAUUUAGGACCACUGUAUUGUACACACAAGACCAAACGAAUAUAGACACCCCCUUUUGCCAACAUGCAUACAGAUAUGCAUUCUCCUUAGAUGAACUUUAGAAGUAGAAUGAAUGGGUCAUUGUGCCUGUGAUAUGAUUUUAUCAUGUAGUUCAAGCAUCUAGGAGCAACAACAGCUCAGGGAUCUGUGCAGGAGCUCACUUUGUGGAACAGGGUUCCAGUCUUUUAAUUGGAAACAUACUCCUGUUAGCAAUGGGUGUGGUUGAAACACCUGAAUUUAGUAACUAGCAGGGGUGUCCAUAUACUUUUUGACCAUAUUCUAAUUGCAGAUCAGUACUGACACAGCAGUGGGUAAUAUUAAAAUAUUUUUUCACAAUGCCUUUUUUAUGCAGAGCAUCAUGGAAAUCACAUCAUCACAACACAUGCUUUGUUCAUUAUGGAAGUUUUUUUUUCUUAUUUUUGUUUUAUUUGGCUCUGUGAUUUUACUGGUUUGUUGUUCAACCAAAGUAUCAAAAUGAAAAUAACGUCAGUGUAUUGUGAUAUUUUCGUCCUGUCCCCCACUUUUACUCUUACUCUUGGUGCAUAAAGGUCUCCAUGGAUGUUUUGAACUUGAUCAUAAUGAAAUGGGUGGAAUCUGGUUCUAAAUUCAUGUAGAGGAAGUGAUAAAGAGCUUUGAAACGGGUGUCAGAUGUUUCUUGUCUGAUAAUUAGAAGUACAGUUUAUCUAUCUGCAGUGCCCUGAAUAAGUAUUAGCCCCCUUUCUGAUUGCAUGUGUUUUUGAAGAUUUGUCACAAGAAAUAAAAUCAGAUGUUAAAACCAAACGACACACAAAGAGAAAACAAGUAAAAAUCACACAUUAUUCAAAGAACAAUAUAUCCAACAACCUUAUCACCCUUUAAAAAAAUAAAUGCUCCCUUACAAACAGAUGUCGAGUUCUCUGUGUCUAAAAAGGACCAUCCAGUCUAACCCCAGUAUAUAUGUGUGAAGAGGCAUAAACUGGAAUUUUAGAAGGACACAUGCUGCCAUCAAGGUGAUGUUUUUUUUCUUGGGAAGUCCAUGGUUAUUUCAUCAGGAUGAUGCCAGGCCUCAUUCUGCACAAUUUUAGCAAUGCGGCUUUGUAGACCGAGUACGUGUGCUUGACUGGCCUGACUGCAAUCAAUAAGAGAACAAUCAGACAAUGGUGACCCAUGGAGCAGCUGAAGUCUCGUGUCAAGCAAGUACUGACAAAAAUAAACAAGCUUCUGUCUCAACUUUUUGGACUGUGUUGCAGGCAUCAGAUUAUAAAUGUGUUUAUAUUUGCAAAAUACAAUGAAGUGAAAAAAUUGAUUGAAAAAUUGAUUGUAACAAAUCGUUUACUUUCUUUUGUCAGUUAAAUAAAUGAUCAAGAGAAUGAACAAA
Trichomycterus rosablanca is the source of this 5053-nucleotide messenger RNA. RefSeq names its product G patch domain containing 2 (gene gpatch2). Bases 1 to 1440 code for a protein of 479 amino acids. Gene Ontology annotation, cellular component: nucleus. Gene Ontology annotation, molecular function: nucleic acid binding. The record is from RefSeq and is a predicted model, not a curated record. The transcript has 10 exons. Lineage: Eukaryota; Metazoa; Chordata; Actinopteri; Siluriformes; Trichomycteridae.